UUGGCAACUCUUUUUACGUUUCUGGGAAAAUGUCGUUUAAUGCAAGUUUCUAAUUUUUGAACAAUGAAAAUUCUUAAGCGCUUGAAGUAUAAUUGCUUUGGUACAUAUAUGUAUGCAAGAGCGCAUAAUUGCUUGAUAAAGAUGUAACCUAUGUUUAUUUAUAGAUUACUCUAUCAUAAUUAAACAUAAAAAAAGUUCUCAAAAUUUCAAUUAAGUUGAUUUUUAUAAGGUUGUUGACAUCACACAUGAUAAUAAAAAUGGAAGAUAUUGAAUGCCCACGUUGCAAAACAACAAAGUAUCGAAAUCCUAAUUUGAAAUUAAUGGUCAAUAUAUGUGGACAUGCUCUUUGUGAAAACUGUGUUGAACUUCUUUUUGUGAAGGGGUCAGCUGCUUGUCCUCAGUGUAAUAUUGCUUUGCGUCGAAACAAUUUUAGAGUUCAAAUAUUUGAAGACUCUUCUGUUGAAAAAGAACUAGAUAUACGCCGCCGUAUUUUGAAAGAUUUUAAUAAAAAAGAGGAAGAUUUCAAAACUCUGCGAGAAUAUAAUGAUUAUUUAGAAGAUGUAGAAACAAUCAUUUUUAAUUUGUCCAACAACAUUGAUGUUGAUAGCACAAAACGUAAAAUUGACCAGUAUAAAAAAGAAAAUAAGACCCAAAUUAUGAAAAACAAAGGUAAAUUAAGUAAAGAGGAAGAGGAAUUAGAGGAAUUAUUAGAAUAUGAAAAAUUAGAAUCUGAAGCUAGAAAAAUGCAAGUAAUGGAAGAAGAAUUACAGUUAGAGAAAGAGAAAAGAAAGAAAAAAGAAGCAUUAAUUGAUGACCUUAUGUUUUCUGACAAAUCAGCUAAAGAUAUAAUUGCAUCACAUUCUUUGAAAAACAAAGAGCCUAAAUUCAAGAAUAUUCCAAUCAGAAAAAAUAAAUUUUCCACAGGAGUUAAAUCACAACAAGUCUUUUUGCCUGUUCCCAGAGAAAGCAAUGAAAAUAUGUAUAGUUAUCAGGAAGUAAAGCUGAAUAUAUGUGGACCUGAUAUUUUCACUCCAAAUACUUUAAAAAGUGAAGGCUUUAUGCAACAUGUUCGUGGUGCCUCUGAAACUGAAAUGGCUAGUGGUUUUCUGUCUGAAUAUGCAUGUACUCGUGCUUUGCAUGAUGCAUUUUGUGGAAUUUAUUUUACAUCUGCAUAAUAUAAUCCUUUUCUUCAACCAUUUAUAUGUAUAUAUGUAUAAAGUAAGCCUAGAAUAAUGUUAAAGCAUUUAAUUUGUAAAUUAAAGCAUUUCAAAUCAUUAA
Molecule: messenger RNA, 1278 nt
Organism: Stegodyphus dumicola
Lineage: Eukaryota; Metazoa; Arthropoda; Arachnida; Araneae; Eresidae
Gene: Mat1
Product: CDK-activating kinase assembly factor
Biological process (GO): positive regulation of cyclin-dependent protein serine/threonine kinase activity; nucleotide-excision repair; regulation of transcription by RNA polymerase II
Cellular component (GO): transcription factor TFIIH holo complex
Molecular function (GO): cyclin-dependent protein serine/threonine kinase activator activity
Source: RefSeq, a predicted model, not a curated record